CAAAUAAAGGCUCUACAACCGAGGUUAGCAUUACUACAUGUUGGGGGGACCGUGGAACCUCAAAGACUACUGGGGAAGACUUAUGCUAACCUUUUUUCUUUUGUUAAAAGAAAAGACAGAGCAUAUGGAGCAUACAAACGCCAUUCGCAGGAAGCUUGUUAUCAUUGGAGACAGUGCUUGCGGCAAGACAAGUUUGCUAAGCAUGUUCACUCUUGGCAAUUUUCCAGCACAUUAUGUGAGGACUAUCACCGAAUGAUAACGACUGAGGUGUUAAAAACGAGCCAGGUUCCAACAGUUUUCGAGAAUUAUAUAACUAAUUGUAUAGUGGAUGGACGAGCUGUGGAGUUUGCCUUGUGGGACACAGCUGGGCUGGAAGGCUAUGAACGAUUAAGGCCACUUGCAUACUCACACGCAAAUAUCAUUCUAAUCGGUUUCUCUGUCGAUGACCUCUGCUCGUUAGAUAAUGUCAAGUGCAAGUGGAGUAAGGAGGCUACUCGCCUAUGUCCUGGCGGUCCAGUUGUUCUUGUUGGCUUGAAGAAGGACGUUCGGGAAGACAGGG
Fusarium redolens is the source of this 559-nucleotide messenger RNA. RefSeq lists its product as uncharacterized. The transcript is spliced from 4 exons. The record is from RefSeq and is a predicted model, not a curated record. Gene Ontology annotation, molecular function: GTP binding; GTPase activity. Bases 38 to 256 code for a protein of 72 amino acids. NCBI's taxonomy places the organism in Eukaryota, Fungi, Ascomycota, Sordariomycetes, Hypocreales, Nectriaceae.